Messenger RNA from Triplophysa dalaica, 2991 nucleotides. RefSeq lists its product as uncharacterized. The coding region runs from base 1 to 1026 and encodes 341 amino acids. Lineage: Eukaryota; Metazoa; Chordata; Actinopteri; Cypriniformes; Nemacheilidae. The transcript is spliced from 2 exons. Gene Ontology annotation, molecular function: zinc ion binding; nucleic acid binding. The record is from RefSeq and is a predicted model, not a curated record.
AUGCAGUCGCCGCCAGGAUCGCCGUUUGCCGAGGUCAUCAGCUCUCUCGCCGGUCUCCACCAGGAACAACAUCAGGCCCUGUUGAGCCUUAGAGAAGACCAGGAGAGACGUUUCCAGGCCCUCAUCCAGACCCAACAGGAGGACCGGGAGUCAUUCCGGAGCUGGUUGAGCCAGGAAGGAGAAUGGGAGCCCAGGACGAGCCGGAAGCCUUCCUGGACUUAUUUGAGAGGUCUGCGGAACUAUCCGGGUGGCAACCGGAUAGUUCCGGUUAGUUCCAUCCUCGAGCGGGUGGGUCGGAGUCCCGAGCAGCACAGACAAUGGUUCCGGUCCCUGGAGUUCGGGGAACGUUAUCAGCCGGUUGCCUUUGCUCACCAGCUCCGGGAUGCCUGUCGUAGAUGGUUGAUGACUGGAGCCAGCACCGUUGAUACCAUUCUCGAUCAGGUGACAUUGGAGCAGUUCGUGGUCAGGUUACCCAAGAAAACCUCACAGUGGGUCCAGUGUCACCGCCCGACGGUGUUGGCCCAGGCGAUCCAGUUGGCGGAGGACCAGUUGGUGGCGUGCCCCGGGGCCGGCAUAGGCCUACCAUCACUUUCUCUCUCUCCCUCUAUUGUCCCUUCUCCCUCUGUCAGACCCGUUCCCUUUCCCAGGUCUCGAGGGAUGUUCUAUCCGCCUCCAGCGCCGCGGAUUCGGCUCUUCCCAGAGGCGGGACCACACGGGGGCGUUAGGUCCUCAGAGGGACCCUCCGGCCGGCCGGGCAACGGCGCACAUACUUCUUCCCUUCCGCCAGCCUCUCCUCGCCAAUUCGGGGGUCUGCUUCCUGCCGCUGUGGCGGCGGGGACUCCUGGGCCGGCAUGUUGGCGUUGUGGGGACCCCGGCCAUUUUAUCGACCGCUGCCCGAUGAUGGAGGUCGGUAUGAUGGUGCGGGUGCCCGACAAUCCUCAGGCUGCCCUCGGUCAGGACGGGCUGUACCAGAUACCUGUGAGUAUCAGGGGGUACAUAUCAGGCCUUGGUGGAUUCAGGAUGUAACCAAACCUCAAUCCACCAUAGCCUGAUUCAAUUCGAGGGAUUAGAUACGAGCCGCGGGGUUAAGGUAUGGUGUGUACACAGGGAUUUCGUGAACUACCCUUUGGUGCCGUUGACCAUAAAAUUUCGGGGACAAAAACAUAGGAUAGAGGUGGCUGUUAAUGAGCACCUCUGACAUCCUCUAAUUUUAGGGACAAAUUGGCUGACUUUCUCUCCCGAAGGGGGGGGGGGGAAGGCUGCAGUCCGGAUGGAGCCUCGGCCUGAGUCGGGCGGUGGGGGUAUGUGGCAAGGGGGGCCGUGGUUUGACGCGGUCUGCGCCGAGAGGGCGUGUCGGGAGAAUGACGGUAAGUAAGCAGAUAAACGGCUUAGUGAAAACACCUGAUUUCGUUCUAGUAAUUGUCGAGGAGACGCAUUUAAGGCGCGACGGAAGGAGCAAGGGAGAGAGAGAAACCAGGCUGGGAAAACGGAUGCAAGGAAACUUACCCGGACGCAACGUCGAGGAGUAUCCGGAGGAAAGAAAGAGUUACAACCAAAGAGUGUGUGUGUAUCUGUCAGUGAAUAAGUGAGCGGGUCUGCAACCCGGAAGUAUUGCAGCAAUAAAAGUAUACUUACGUUUUCCCAGCCAAGCCGACCCUGCCUCCUUUCUUCCUCAGACAUUGAACCUUUUUACAACCACACUAAAGGGAAAACAAACCGACUAACUAAGAAAUAACAAACAGACAUGAAAUGUAAAAGCAGUAACGAAAUGGAAGAAAUAGACAAAGCAAAGAGUGGCAGUAUUACAAACAACUAUUCACAUCUGCAUGUACCAUCGAGGAAUUCUCCUUAUUUAAAAGGGGUUACAGCUUAAACGCACCUAUUUAGGAAAUAGUUGAUACUUGCAUUGGUUUCCUUUUGAGUGUGCUUGAACAAGGUUUUGUGCCCGUGGAAAGGUGUUCUCAAAGUCCUAAUGGUUUCAAAUCAACCGGGUGAGUCCGUCUACUUCUUUCUUAGAGCCGGGAUUGGCUGACGAAGUUAGCCGAAGUAAUUCUGCCGAAAGGAAAAACUGUCUCCGAAGAGAGAGACAGGUCUCAGGAUGUGUUCUUGAACUGGAACGCGCGAACACAUGGAAGAGCUGAGCGUCGUUUGCUCCGUUCACGGGUGUUUUAAAGCCUGGGGGGUUCCACGCCCCUCCAAAGUGAGUUAUCCAAUGUGAUGAGCUGAUUUUGGAGCGAAGUCAAAUUCCUUUGUUUCCCCUAUUAGCUCAUUUGCAUUUAGGAUUACUUAGAUGUUUGGCGCUGUAGAAAUCUUUAGAUUUAACAUAGAUAUGGUUUCACACACAUUAUUGUGCCAAUCCUCAUCUUUCCAGGAAUGACGAGAGAAACAUUUAGAUAUAAAACAUGCCAGGAUUAUAAGUACAUUGACAUGAAGUUCGUACAAGAAUGGAAAUAUAAGCAGAAUACAACUUACACACAUGCUUUUAAAGUUAUAGGCGAGGCCGAAUAACAUUGGGACAAAGAUGCAAUGUGGAGACGUAGGUUUAAACCCGUUUUAGACUAUUCUUUUGUGGUUAACAAGAGGGAGACUUUCAAGACUUGACUGACCAUUUGCCCUUAUUCCUGUUUAACACAUCUGGUGUCCAUGUUUAGUGACACCGACCCCAUCCUCCCUGUUGGAAUUUCUUUGAAGUCCACGAGUGUUUGUUGUGAUGUUGUGAGGACAGUUGGAUCAGACUUGCUGGCGCCGAUUAGAGUUCCACUGAGAGGUCAUGGUCUUAACGACCCUCAAUGGUCCUCUUUAUUUCAAAACCCAAAUCUGCUGACGCCGAUUAGACCCCUAUUGAGAGGUCAGGAUAUUUUACGAUGUUCCAAAUGGUCACCUUUGAUCUGGAUAAGAUCCUACAGUAUUUUUAUUGUAAAAUUUGACAAAAUGGAAAAUCAUCUUAGCAAAAUAUAAUUAUUUAUUAUUAAUUAUUAAUGAAAUAUAUAC